AUGAUCGCAAGUCAAGUGCGAUCAUCUCUUCCUUAUCAGGUUCUAAUUCACAUCAACAAGCCCUUCUCGAUAUGCCUUUGGUGCUUUUUGAUCAUUGUCUACUUCUAUAAAGGACAAGUGCUACCAUAUCCGAAUCAUGUUCGGAUCAUGGAGUUUUUGAUCAUUUUACUCUUUGCACCGAUUGAGAUGUUUCGACUGAAUUCGGCUACUCGUGGAAAUUUGACGGAAACACCAGCUUAUGUCGGUUUUUCGGCACUUCUCAGUUUGCCCUCCUUUGUCAUUUGUGUUUAUCUUGGGAUAUUUCAGAACUUUAUCCUAUUGCUAGAAGAAGUGGUUGUCUGCAUCGAAGCUGUUCUCAUCAUUUUGGAAACUCUUCUCAGCUUGGUGCUUUUUGCUACACUUUCAAGGCCCACGACCAUCGGA
Mesorhabditis belari is the source of this 423-nucleotide messenger RNA. The record is from the annotation of a GenBank genome assembly. Lineage: Eukaryota; Metazoa; Nematoda; Chromadorea; Rhabditida; Rhabditidae.